CUUCGAUUCCAUCGUCAUCAUUCCAUUCCUUCCAUGCCAUUGUCCCCAGAGCCGCAAUAAUUCUUCUUCGUCCUUCGUAUCGCCAGACACAAACACCACAAUGGGCCGAAAACGCGCCGAUUCCCCGUCCAACAUCAAGUUCCAGCAGCCCGACCGCAGCGGACCCAAGGAAAAGACCCUGCUAGAAUUGGCCGAGGAAAGGGGGCUCUUCGCACAAGCGCAAAAGAAACAGGAGGAAAACGACAAGUACUCUAAAACCAAGAUCAAAAAGAUUCCGAUAAAGCCAGAGAACCCUAACGACCAUGACAACGAACCACUGUCCCCCGGAGCCGAGCGCUUCCUCGACACCACCCUCUACACCAUGAGCCUGACCAUGCUGCACUUCACCUUGGACGUCCUUGUCCAGAACCAAUAUUCCGCCGAUCGCAUCGUGUGGCCCAAGGUUUGGAUGAGAGCAUUCCAGGCCUUGUUUGUCUUCGGCUUCCUCAUCUACACCCUCCACGCUCACUCUUCGAACCCGACCAUCCUCCCCGGCCUACCUGCCCGCUUCCAAAACCAUCUCCGACAGGUCAUCUUCCUAAUCAUGAGCGUGACCUCGGGAUGCUACCUGAUCCACAUCACAAACACAUACGGAUACCUGGCCGUCAUGAAGCAAGCGCCACCCGUGGGUUGUCUGUGGGUGUGGUCCGUCAUUGAACUCCAGCUUCCGUGGGCUGUCCUCAGCCUGGCAGUUGCAGGCACAUAUCUAAAAGUCAGAGGUUAUGACAUCAAGUGAGAUGGUCUGGUGGUCAGCACGGAGGAACCUGGUUCUGAAAGCCAAGCAAACCCAGAGGGGGUUGAGGACUGGUGGCGCCCGUGUC
Molecule: messenger RNA, 860 nt
Organism: Neurospora tetraspora
Lineage: Eukaryota; Fungi; Ascomycota; Sordariomycetes; Sordariales; Sordariaceae
Exons: 2
Coding region: 101-775 (224 amino acids)
Source: RefSeq, a predicted model, not a curated record